AUAUAUAUAUAUAUAUAUAUAUAUAUAUAUAUAUGUGUGUGUGUGUAUAUACAUAUUAUAAUUGUAAUUAUGGCAAAAGUUAUUACGAAGAAAAAGAAAUUGAAGAGAUUGUCCACUAAGGAAGAGCUGGAGCUUUCUGAUAAAUCGGAAUUAAUAGAUAAAAUAUUGCAAUUAGAAGCUUAUAAUAUGCAGCUUCAAAUGAUACUUAGAAAAACUGAAACAAAUGAAAUGGAACAAAGGAAAUGUCUUAAUAAGAAUCAAAAACAGUUUGAUUUUACAAAGUAUCACAAAAGGCAUAUUUUAUUAAAAUUGUACUAUUUAGGUUGGGAUUAUGAUGGUUUUACAUGUCAAGAAGGAAAUAAUAAUACUAUUGAACAUCAUUUAUUUUCUGCUUUAAUAAAAAGUUGUUGUAUAGAAUCUCGUGAAAAAGCAAAUUAUCAUCGUUGUGGUAGAACAGAUAAAGGUGUCAGUGCAUUCUCUCAAGUAAUUAGUUUAGAUAUACGUAGCAAAUUGAAACCUGAGAAACAAAAUGAUUUACAAAAUGAAUUAUCAUAUUGUAAAAUAUUAAAUCGUUUACUUCCUCAAAAUAUAAGAUGCAUAGCUUGGAGUCCAAUUCCAAGUGAUUUCUCUGCUAGAUUUAAUUGCAAAGAUAGGACAUAUAAAUAUAUUUUUCCUAGAGGAAAAUUAAAUAUUGAUGCCAUGAAUAAAGCCGCUAAAUAUACUAUAGGCACGCAUGAUUUUCGAAAUAUUUGUAAAAUGGAUGUUGCCAAUGGUGUGAUAAAUUUUAAAAGAAGAAUAAUUGAUGCUACAGUUUCUGUAAAACAAAAUGAUUAUACAAAUAAUUCAGGAUACGAUCUGUGUGAAUUAAAAAUAACAAGUCAAGCUUUUCUUUGGCAUCAAAUACGUUGUUUAAUGGGAGUAUUAUUACUAGUUGGUCAAGAAAAAGAAAAACCAGAAAUUAUUUUAAACUUACUUGAUAUCGAUAGCUAUCCAUGUAAACCUCAAUACAAUCUAGCUUGUGAAAUUCCUUUAAAUCUUUAUCACUCGGAAUAUGAAAAUAUCAAAUGGUUCUAUGAUGAAGAUGAAUUAAUAAAGGUUAUAAAAAUUUUACAACAGGACUGGUCGAUAAACACUGUAAAAUCAGCUAUGAUCAAAGAUAUGUUAAUGGAUUUAGAAAGUUUACAAAAUUGUACAGAUACAACAUUUCAAAAUGAUUGUUUACUUCUUGGUGUGCAUUCAAAAGUUUAUCAACCUUUAAUGAAAAGAGUAACUUGUGAAAGUUUAGAAAACAGAAUAAAACAUUACCAGAAAAAAGGUAGAUUUGAAUCAAUGAAUUUAAGUAAUAUGUAAUACUUAUAAUUAUCAUUAUUUUAUUAAGAAAUGUAAUCUUUGAAAACAAAAAAAAAUGAAACUAAAUACAGUUAUAUCUAUUUUCAAUAUGCCAAACUUGUACCUUUACAUUUGAUAAUUACAGAUUAUUUAUUCUAUUAAUCUUUAUAUUUUUACAUUGAUCUAUUGUAUAGAUUAGAUUCUAUUGUUGUUAAUGUUGAUGAAGUUGUAAUGUCAUUAGGAAUCUCAGGUGAAGUUUCCAUUUGUAAUAAGAUUAUCAGAAAGGUUGUAAUACCUUUAAAAAACUAAUCAUUUUUUUAAUCACAAUAAGUCGAACAUUUUUAUGAUACUUUUAUAUGGAAUACUUAAAUAGAAAGAUAAAAUUUAAGAGACAUACCUGUUGAAUAAAUUUGUAACCAUAUUCGUAAAAACCAAAUGCAGAAAAUUUCAAUCGCUUAUAAGUCAUUUCGGAUAUGAAUUGAAAAACCUUAUAAAAAUAAAAUUUAAAUAUUAUAAUAAAAUUGUUAGAGAUUGUGAUAGUGGAAUAAUUAUAGACUAUUAAUUUAAUUAAUGAUAAUAAUCUAGAAUAUUUUAAAUUGCGAAAAACUUACCUCUUCGCGUAUUGUAAUAUGAAAGGAAUCCAUUACUUUCUGAAUAAGUACUUGCGUCCUAUUUGCCUAUUAUUAUCAAUGAUUAAUAAUAUUAAAUAAAUUCUAUGUCUAUUUAAUUAUUCAUCUUUAUAUCAUAAAUAUAUCAAGUAUUAUUUUUUAAUAUUACCUCAGCCUUAACUAUCUCGCAUAUAUAGUUAAUCGAGAGUAAUUUGAUUAUAUAAAAUGUACUCCAUAUAACAAUAUCUAAGACAUUCUUUAUCCUAUCCGAUUCCCAAGUAUGUAAAUUAGUAAAUGCAUAAUACAAUUCGCAAAUUAAGCCUAUUUCGCAAAUAAAGAAAGAUAUCAUCUCUAAAAGUAUUGCUGCUCCAAAUAUUGUAUUCAAAUCAUUACAUAUCGUACUCAAUUCCAUAUGAAUAUGCCUAUAAGAGAAAUGAUUAAUUUUUUAUUUAAUUAUAGGAAAAUAUUUUUUAAUUGGAUUUUUUUUUUUUUCUGAAUUCGAUCGUUUCUAAAAAUAAAUACGAUUUUGUCAUUUCUUUUCUUUUUUUCUUUUUGAUAGAUCAUGUUAAAUAAAAAUUCAUAUUACUAUUAUAAUGAGAAUCUUUUUGCAAAAACAAAAAAAAUUUACUCAUGAUAAUGUGUAUAUUAGUUUUACACAGCUUUACAUUGUUAUCCAUAUAUCGAAACUCUUGAAAUCGUUUGUAACUCCAUUUCCUCGUAAUCCUUCGUUAAUAUUUAUUGCAUUAGAAUAAUUUGUUGUACUUGUCGUAAUCUCUUCAGGCAUUAUUUUCGUAGAGCGAUGGUUACAUAUCUUACAACGUUGAGUUAUAUAUUCAUUUAAUUUACAGAAUCUAGUUCUUUCAUAUCUGCAUUUAAAUAUAAUAUUAAGCAAUAAAUUAUGUUUGUGUAUUUAUUUAAUGCAUUUAAUUAUGUGCUUGUACAUUAAUGCGUGUUUUAUCAAUUUGUUUUAUCCUGAGAUGUUGAAUUACGAAUACGUACAAUAAAAGAAUGAUGAAUAUAAGAUCCAAAAUCGUGUUGUUAUGAAUGGGCUGAUUAAUUAAGCAUGUAGUAAUAAUUUUCGACAUAUCGAUUACUUUUAUAUGUAAGAAAAGUUCGGAAAGGUUCAAUAAAACAAUUGUUACGAGCCAUCCUAUAACGACGAAUAUCAUUAAUAUUCGUACAUUUUUAUAUUCCGUUUGAAAACCAAGUCCUUUCAAAGUAUUAUCGAGCGCAGUCAUCCUUUUCAAACAAUUUGCAAGUUUCUUGAAAAAAAAAAGAGAGAAAAAAAAGAAAAGAAAAAAAAAAUUAAAAUAAUAACAAAACAAUAGAAAUGAAUCUUCCUUGUUAUGAGAUAAAAUUUUGAAAGAUUUAACGAUAAGAUUUUAUAUAAAGUAAAAAAAAGUAACGUUAAAAUCUAUAAAAGAUACCGUACUUUGCUGUUGUACAGGCAGAAAACCAUCGACGUAAUCGUUGUGAUCAUGUUGAAGUGAAGAACGAUAAUGGAUGCGAUAUUAUCAAAUAAAACAUUAAAUAGGCUAGAAUUGAAGAGAUAUUUGAAAAAUGUGAAAUAACCGAUCCACCAACACAAUAUAUAUAUAAUGUUAAUAUAAAUGAUAAAUUUGUACGUAGGAUAUUCAAUAAUGAUUAUUCCGAGUAUAGAGCCGGUAAGCAAAAGAGGAAAAAAUGCUUGUUUAAGAUUUUCGAUCAUGGCUUUACCGUUUUGUCUUAACGAUGGUAGACUAACUUGAAGACUGACAGACUAACGUCAGCUAACACAUCCUACUUUACGGUUUAUCGAUAUCCUUGUGAUAUCAAUCGCAAUUACGUAUAUCGUGGCACUUGCGUCCUAUCAUGAAUUAUACGUCUUUUGUAAUUUCGUAGAAUAUACCUAUUAAUUCGUCGUUCAUUACGAGACAUGUCAUGUCACAUUUUGAGAGAUAUGACGUGUUUUUAUCCACGUAAAGAAAUGUCUUUUCUAUUUUUCUUCUUCUUCUAAAUAAAAAUAUAGAUAAAAAUUGUCUGACCAAUUUAUGACAUAUGAGAUGCUCGUGUUUAAGGGCUUUAGAUUGAUUAAUACUUUGAUAUAAAUUAAAUUUUAUUUUCUAUUUUGUAGAA
Molecule: messenger RNA, 4052 nt
Organism: Vespa velutina
Lineage: Eukaryota; Metazoa; Arthropoda; Insecta; Hymenoptera; Vespidae
Product: tRNA pseudouridine(38/39) synthase
Exons: 6
Coding region: 70-1350 (426 amino acids)
Biological process (GO): mRNA pseudouridine synthesis; tRNA pseudouridine synthesis
Cellular component (GO): cytoplasm; nucleus
Molecular function (GO): RNA binding; pseudouridine synthase activity
Source: RefSeq, a predicted model, not a curated record